AUGGACCACCUCCGUGAUUCUCUAUUGAGCUCUCUGCCUAGAGAUACUCCUUCUAUCACAACGAGCGACUAUGUUCGCAGAGACCAGGAAAGUACACGUCAGUCUAUCGCUCGGGGUGAAUUCAAAGAGGUUCGAGACGUGGCCUUUAGUAACCGGACGUGGGUUGUUACCAGCCGAUACUGCGAUAUUGGAGAUGGUGUCGAUUCACUCGAAGGCUACAUUCAUUCCCUGUGGUAUAUGUACUACGAGCUUGGCCGAAACAUCUCCUCCGAAUCACCUGAACAUGAGGGUAUAGUCCUCGAUAUCCUACGCAUUCAAGGAAUGGGGCCAUUGACUAGACCUGCACCGGGAGUCUAUGGGAUUGACAUCGCAAGAACCGUCGACGGUACACUUUGGAAUGAUCUCCCAUUCUUGGCUGGCGAUAUGACCUAUUUCUGGGUCAAUAACAGCGCUUCCAUGUCGGGAACACACCGUCUCAACUUCGCAACAUUCCUAGCAAAACUUGCAUCCACUCGUGUCGCUAAGGAUAGGCUGUGUCAAGUCGGUCUUCUGAUCUUUCGCGCUCUCUUUGAAAGCCGUCAAGAACUUCGCACUGGGGAAGAAUCGGAUGAGGAAGAUCUUAACCGAGGUAUCAAGCAACUUGAGGUCUUUCAUCUGUUACCAGCCGCUGUUUCUUGGCUAAAAAUAGCAAGCCAAAACCUCCUUCUACUAUCAGAGGCGUAUUGGAACGACUGCCCUAGCGACAUUAGCAAGGGUGGCGAGGAGUUCCUUGAAUCGGAGCUCGGACAGCGAUCACCUGCUGGAUUUUCGCCAUGGAGAUAUAUGUUCUGGCUGAAGCGACUCCAUGAGAUUCAGGAAGAAGCCAAGGGGGCCAAUGAGAAGGCCCUGGAGGAGCUUGCCGCUGAUGGCAUCGAGUACAUGGUGAACACAAUCAAAGAAAGGAAUUCUGAGGUCCUCAGGGCAUACAAGAAUGGUGGCGAUGCCCUGCAUCAGGAUAAGCAUCUUUCGUGCCUGAAGUCCCUUAGCGAUGAGGAGCAAGAGUCGUAA
Molecule: messenger RNA, 1047 nt
Organism: Penicillium vulpinum
Lineage: Eukaryota; Fungi; Ascomycota; Eurotiomycetes; Eurotiales; Aspergillaceae
Product: DUF3632 domain-containing protein
Exons: 1
Coding region: 1-1047 (348 amino acids)
Source: RefSeq, a predicted model, not a curated record